GUGAAUUUGGGGAUGGGGCGGAAGUCAAGAACCACUCCUCGAUUCCCGUCCCCACUUUUCGGCGGUGCGGGGGCUCCCCGGCUUGGGGUGGGGGGGAUUCAAUGGCGGCUCUACUCGGAGUAUUACGGCGGCGGCGGCCGGGCUGGGCGGCUUCCUGCGGCCGCGGUGAAUGAGUCCGUCUGCGCUGCCGCCGCCGCCUCCCGUAUAUAAGCCACCGCGAGUCCGGUCGCCAGCCCAGUGCCAGCUGGAGAGCCGCUCUCCUCUUCCUUCCUUUUCUCCCUGCGCCCUCGGAGCCUGCAGGUCCGGGACAUCCCUUUCCCUCUGGGCAGCGGUCUCUGGUGCAGCACUUGCCACCGUCACCCCCAGUCUCUCUUCUUUUCUUCCCACCUCUGCCAUUCCCAUGAAGAAGACCAACAUGUGGCUGCUAGAUCGGCUCAGAGGAUCUGGAGAGAAUGGCGCUUCCCGGGGGGCAGAUGGUGACCGGUCCUCCAAGGGUCCCCUCUACAGUAACGUGCUCACCCCCGACAAGAUCCCUGACUUUUUCAUUCCUCCCAAGCUUACCUCAGCCCCAGCUGAGGCAGAAGGGGCAGCCACAGGGUCAGGCUCAGGCUCCAGCUCCCCACACUUGGGAUCCUCAGCCUCCGAACAAAACCUGGCCUCGGGCAGCAGUGGGGCCCGAAAGGCUCAGCGAAGCCCCCGUUUGCCCGCCAAGCUGGCGGCCGAGAGCAAGAACCUGCUGAAGGCGGCCAGCCGGCACGUCAUCCAGAUCGAGAGCGCCGAGGACUGGAGGCCCGAGGAGGAGGAGGAGGCUGUGGCCACCAACGCCGACCAGGCCCAGACCGCCAUGUCCUUGCCCUACGUGCCCAAGGCGCAGACGUCCUACGGGUUUGCCACUCUGAUGGAGAGUCCCCACACGCGACGGAAGGAAUCGCUGUUCCACAGCGAGCACACGGGCCUGGCCCAGGCUGGGUCCCCCGGCGCUCUCCGGAGAGCUGGGCCCAAGGCCAAUGGGGAGGGCACUUCCCGGGCUGAAGCCCUGAUGAGCCCCUACCGAUACUUCAGCGGGGGCGAGAGCGACACGGGCUCCUCGGCAGAGUCGUCUCCCUUCGGGUCCCCCCUGCUUUCGCGCUCAGUGUCUCUGCUCAAGGUUUUUGCCCAAGACGGGCAGGCCAAGGUGAGCCAGCUGCGGCAGUCAGUGGGCCGCCACAGCUCCUUGUCCACGGAUGAGAGCUCCGCUGACGUCAGCCCCAGCGCCCGCCGCCGCGCCCGCCGCCCCGCCCCGGCAGCUCCGGAGGCCAGCGGGGAGCCCGCUUCGACCCCUCGGGGGGAGCACACGGUGCGCCUCGGCAAGCGGGGGAGCCUGCGCCUGGCCGCCGAGUACGACCCGGCCCGGGCCCGCCUGCGGGUCAGGCUGCUGGCCGCCGAGGGCCUCUACGACCGGCUCUUCGACACCCGCAGCAUCAACUGCUGUGUGGGCCUCUGUCUGACGCCCGGGAAGCUGCAGAAGCAGCGGAGUACCAUCAUCAAGAACACUUGGCACCCCAUCUUUAACGAGGACUUCUUCUUUGAUGGUCUGUGCCCCUCGAGUGCCCGCAAGCUGGCUCUCAAGCUCAAAGUAGUGAACAAGGGAGGCAGCCUGAAGAGGGAUACCCUGCUGGGGGAGAAGGAAGUGCCCCUCACAUCUCUGCUGCCUUUCUUGUGAAGGCCCUCCCCAGCCCAGCCCCAGCCCCGUCUCAGAGGAGGGGGAGGGAACCCUUCUCUGACCCAUUCCUGCCCUGGUGCUCCUCUCAGUCCCUCCCACCUUUCUGCUCCACUUGCCACCCAGGGAAUGUGGGAAAACUCCAGACCCACAGCACUGAGAGCUAGCACGCCACGGGUGAGGGACACAGGGGGCCCCAGGAGGGAUUGGGGGCGAGGGACAAAAUGGCCCUCCCACGGGGCCCCAGCUCACACCCAGACCCCCGGCUGUGCUUCAGUCCCAAGCACGAUUAAGAAACUAGAGCGUCAUUUUCCCUAAUUUAUUUGCGGGGGGGGGGCUGAGGCAACAAUGCCGGGAGAGGGUGAGAGCCCUGGAUUUGGUGUCAGAACAGUCUGGCCCCAAGUCCCAGCUUUGCCUCUUGCUCACUAGGAGACGUCAAGCACGUCUCUCCUCUCUAGCCUCAGUUUGCUCAUUGUCAAGUGAAAAUAUAAGGUGGCAAUUUGCAGGAAACCUUUCCAGGUCUAAAUCCCACAAGCUGGAUCUUCUGGUCCGAGGUCUCGCCUCCCUCCAUCUGGGAAAGGAGACUUGUGGAUAGAUGGGGAAAAGGUGAGCAGGCAAGAAACAGCCUGGGCUGUUUCUAGUGCGGAGAAGAGGAGGCAACCUCAGUUCUCUGCCUCCCUGACUACCUUCCUUCCCCAGUCCCUUUCUGCAUAGCUCUAAGUUGACUUGCUGAAGAUUUGCUUGCACUUGAGUAAUCAAGUUAGGGAGAAAAGGAUCUAGGGAACUCCCAGAGGGCCAAUGGAAGGUUCCUGGGGCUGUGUCCAAACAGUUAAUCCCAAGGGAAGGGGUUGACCCUUGGCCCUUUUGCUUUCCAUCCCGGUGGACCCCAGCUCUGCUUUCCCAGGAGCACCCAGCUGACUCCCCCAGAUCAGGAGGACACUGGAUGGGAAGCUCCCAUCUCCAGAAGCCCAUCGUAGCUCUGCUCCCUGCCCUAGGGGAUAAUGAUUAAAGGGAUGACCUCUGGGAAUGAUCAGAAGCAAAGAUCGGGUUCUAGAGCCAAGAGAGUUCUUAGAACUUAGUGGGACCCUCUAGUCCAACUCCCUUGGCUCUACAGCCGAGGAGGAGCUCCUUGAGGUCGCACAAGAGAACGUCAGGACUAGAAUGGGACUUUCUAGAUGGGACUGCUCUCCCUCCAGGAUGCUCUAGAGCUAAGCUCUGGACAAAGCCCUGGGAAGAGAAGACUGAAGAAUGUUUUCUUCCUCGUCCCCUGGGGGAUGGAGACUAUUAAGCAUGUCUGCCUGUUUCCACUCCAGCACCCCUCUGGCUCUCUGCCCUCUGCCCUCCUUUUGCCAGGGGGGUGCUUUGUCAGUAUUUAAACACCCUCUCCCAGGCCAGGGAGCUGUUCAGUCCCAGGCCCUCCUGGCCAGCCUCCUCCCCCUCCAUUAUCUCCUUCUCCAUGAUAGCGUGUCCUCUUCCCCUCGUCUCCCUGCAUGAUUCCUGGCUUCUGCCUGAGAGAGAGUGCCACGGGCCCCCCACUGUGUCUGGCCUCCGGGGCCCAUGCUUGGCUCCCCAUCCUCUUGCACACAGCAGAUGGCAGCCGUAGGCCUUGCUGUGCACAGCUAUUUAUACUUGGAGAGUGAUUGACAUCUACCCAUGUUUUAUUCUGCGUGUGUAAAUAUGUUUUGGAUACAGUCCGGGCGGGUACAAUGAUUUUCCCCCCAUGGUUUAUUUAUUUAUUUAAUUAUUUUGUGGUUCUGUGGCCUUGUCUCACGGUCCCUGAGGCAGAGGGGAUUCCCAGCUCAGCCAAGGAUUGGAAACAAUGUGGGAGGGUUACCAGGAUAACUCAAGUCCUCACCUGGGAAGGGGACCUGGCACUCCUUCCCAGCUCCUCGGAUUCUCUUAGCAGCCCUUUGGAUGGCUAGCCAACCAUCCUCAGAACUCUCCACUGGGGCCUGAGCACAAGGUCACCCAAACUCCCCAGGCAGGGAAACGGGACUAGCAAACUUGCUUGGAGGGCAAGACUGGCCAAUCCUCUCUUCCACAACUGGCCUCUGUCGCCCUUUUCUGAUUGGGGAGGAGCUCAGGACAGCCAGAGCCCCCCAUCAUAGUGGGGGGGAAGAAUUCCUGGCUCCCAGAAUCCCCCCCCAAAAAAAUCCCAGGAUCUGACCGAGGACUUCAGCCCUAUAAUUUUAGCAGUAGGGAAACUGAGGGCAGAGGGGCAAAGGGAUUUGCCUAAAGCAGCAGAGAAGGUUUUUGUCAGGCCGCCCAGCACCUAGUCCAGCAUUCAUUAUUCCUGCCACCUGUUGGGUGGCUGGGAUUAGUAAAUGAUCCUAAUCCUUCCAAUGGCUGAAAGAAGCCCACUUGGGAGGUACUGAGGGCUGAAGCCAGAGUCAAAAGGGGCUGAGCUUAGAGUGAUCCAUUCCUGAAGUCCCCCUCCCCAAAAACAGCAGCAAGUGUAUAUGGGGCACUGGAAGUGCCUGAUCCCAUUGGUGCUUGGAAAUUAACACCUCCUCAUGCCAGUGGGAAUUCUGGGUCUCUAGGUAUCUUCUUCCCUUUCUGCUCCCCAGUGAAUCUGUCUGCCAAAUGGGCAAAAAACAUCUCCACUCUUAUUCUCUCCUACAGUUGUUUUGAUGUUUUAACUUUCCUGAUAACUUUUAAAGUGAAUUCUACCCGCCCACCUAUGAGUGUGUGUGUAGUGUGUUUAUAAAUGCGUUUUUAGUGCAAUAAAGGUAUUUCCAAAACAA
Molecule: messenger RNA, 4443 nt
Organism: Antechinus flavipes (yellow-footed antechinus)
Lineage: Eukaryota; Metazoa; Chordata; Mammalia; Dasyuromorphia; Dasyuridae
Gene: C2CD4C
Product: C2 calcium dependent domain containing 4C
Source: RefSeq, a predicted model, not a curated record